Molecule: messenger RNA, 4694 nt
Organism: Danio rerio (zebrafish)
Lineage: Eukaryota; Metazoa; Chordata; Actinopteri; Cypriniformes; Danionidae
Source: RefSeq, a predicted model, not a curated record
GAUGGAGAGAGAAAGGGAACAAGAAAGGGAACGCAUCGUUCUGUCGCACCACUCCUAGAGAGCCUGGAGACGCUCUCACACUGUCUGUCUCGUGUUCCAGCUCAGGGCUUCUGCAGGGACACACACACACGCAUGAGCACAGAGCCACACACAAUACACACACCGCAGACGUGUCGUCACUGCCACUCCUGGAUAUAGCGGAGCGGGAGCGCCUGCGAGGAGAAACAGCGGUGGAAGCGGCUAACGUUAAGUUGAAGCAGGAGGCCCAGCCGUUGCACCUGGCCUCUCACACAGCCCACCAUGUCAAUCGCUGCCGCCUCCUAGAGGACAAGAACAGAGCUCUUAAACUAGAGUUAGCAGCACUCAGACAGUUUAAACAGCAGCACCGAUUCCUGGAGUCUGAGGUCAACGAGCGGAGGAAAAGGUGUCAGGUCCUUGAGAGAGAAGUGAAGAACAAGACGUUAGCAUGUAAGACUUUGAAGAAUGAGCUUCAGGAUGCUUUGCUGGAGAGAAAACGGCUCAAUCGUGAGCUGCUUAGUCACAUCUUGAAGGCCACAGAAUACGAGAAGGUGAAGUCAGACUAUGAGCAGCUCAAAAAGGCUUUUGGUUGUGUGAGUCAAGAGAGAGACUUGGCCAGGCAGGAGAAGGCUCAGCUCCAAGACAAACUGGAGAAUCUUGAGCAGGUCCUGAAGCAUAUGCGAGAGGCUGCGGAUCGACGGCAGCAACUGGAGGCAGAGCAUGAGCAGGCCCUGGCUUUCCUCAACUCCAGACAGCAGGAGAUCAACCUUCUGCAGAAGGUUCAGGCUGAAGCUGAGAAAGAGCGAGAAGAAGUGGUGCAUCUGCUAGAGAGCCAUAUGGACAAAAUGCAGGUCAAGGUUCAUGACUUAGAGCAGAAAUGCCGGGCACAGAGUGAGCAGUGCAAUAUUUUGUCGAAAGAGCUGGAGAAAUAUCACCUGGGGUCAGACGCCGAGGAUACACUCAACACUGACUCACAGGAGAAAAACUUGUGCAACAGUUACAACAGCCUGCAGCGCCAGGCAGAAAAAAGUGAUGAGAGAUCUGACGGAUCUCCACUGGUCUCAGAACUGCCCAUAGUACAGCAACACAAGAGAGACAAACCAGAGCAGCUGACGGUCAAACCCACUGUCCAAACCCGGAGUCGCUCCAGCAGCCCCAUGCAAGCAUCCCUCUCAGAGAUGGAUGAUGAGGUGAGGCCACCUUCGAGGUCCAAAACGAGAUACACAGGCCAGGUCCGUCUUUGCACUGCCCGCUACAGUUAUAAUCCCUACGAUGGACCUAAUGAACAUCCCGAAGCAGAGCUCCCCCUUGUGGCAGGGAAGUAUUUGUACGUAUAUGGUAACAUGGACGAUGAUGGAUUUUAUGAAGGGGAGCUGCUGGAUGGCCAGCGUGGCCUGGUUCCCUCGAAUUUUGUGGAGUUUGUCCAGGACAAGGAAAAGCUUUCUAUUGAAGGGGUAGAGGAGCAGGGCAGGCUGGAGCAGAGCUGUCUUAGUCUGACUACCAUAGAUGGAGGCGGUCCGCUGGAUAGCAUUAGCAGUGAUGUCCUCGACCACUGCAGUAAUGGGACAGGGGCUUUAGAUGGAGAGGAACUGGGAGAAGACAUUGUGCCUUACCCUAGGAAGAUCAACCUGAUCAAACAGCUGGCAAGAAGUGUGAUAGUGGCCUGGGAGGCACCCAUGGUGCCCCUCGGCUGGGGAAACAUCAAUGGCUACAAUAUUUUAGUGGAGGGGGAAGUACGUUCUUCUGUGCCGUUUGGGGGCAGGACCAAACUGCUUCUUGAGAAGCUAGAUCUGGCUGCCUUCACCUACCGUGUGUCAGUACAGAGUGUGACGGACAGGGGGCUCUCCGAUGAGUUGCGCUGCACCUUGCUGGUGGGCCGAAAUGUUGUGGUGGCCCCCACCGGCCUGCGCAUGGACGAUAUCUUACGUGACUCUGCUGAACUUUCCUGGCUGCCCAGUAAUAGUAACUACGCCCAUGUUGUGUACUUAGAUGGUGUGGAGCAUGCUGUGGUUAAGCCAUGUUCUUACAAACUGCGUUUUGUGAACCUGAAAGCUGCCACUGUGUACAAGGUAAAAGUGUUGGCCAAACCUCACCAGGUGCCCUGGCACAUGCCCCUGGAGCAGAGAGAGAAGAGAGAGGCUGGGGUGGAAUUCUGCACUCAGGCGGCAGGACCCCCUCUGCCUCCGCAAGAAGUUCAAGUCCAGUGUGGACAUGCCCCAGGGAUCCUCCAAGUCCGUUGGAAGCCCCCUGCAAUGUCACCAAUAGGAAUGUCCAAUGGUGCAAAUAUUAUUGGCUACGCAGUGUGCACUAAGGGUCAGAGGAUCGCUGAGGUGUUAUAUCCAAUGGCAGACUAUGUGGCAGUAGAGCUGAACCGUCUCCAGUGUUUGGAGGCACGUGAGGUUAUCGUCAGGACUUUAUCAGCACAAGGAGAAUCUCAAGACUCCCACGUCGCCGUCAUUCCAAACCACCUGCUGGUGCCUCUUUCUAAAACCCUUCCUCUUCCUCAUCGCAUGCAGCCCCCUCUCCCAACCCAGCAGUCCCAUACGAUGCCACACCAUCCUCAAAUCCUUCCCCGUCACACUGGACCCCAACCACCAACCCAUCUUCAGCCCCUUCCCAUUUGCCCCAACCAGCCCCCAGCUCACCUUCAUCCACACCGCAUGCCUCAUCCCACACAGCCCUCUCCACCGCACCUCCAGCCUUUACUAGCACAUCCUAUCCCUCAACCCCAGCCAUCUAUACCAAUGCCCCAGCCUCAGUCAUCCAUGCCCAUGCCCCAAUCCCAGCCACCCAUGCCUAUGCCUCAACCCCAGCAGCCUAUGACUAUGCCCCAACCCCAGCCACCCAUUCCCAUGCUGCAACCCCAGCCAGCUAUCCCGAUGCCCCAGCCUCACAUUCCCCAACUGCCCCUUCCCCAACCCCAAAGACCACUAAGUGCCAGAGAGCUGGAAACCAAAGAGCCAGGGCCGGGAAUGCUUCAUCAUGGAGGGGGCCCACCUCAGCCAUGGGAGCCUGGUUGCUCCCCAUCAGGCAUUCCCACAGGCAUGCCACACGGACACACAUUGGAGGCCCCGGCCUGCCCAAAUCGGCGCUCCCCAUCCCCUCAAAGGAUUCUCCCCCAGCCAAGGGGAACACUCAUUCCUGACACUGUGGCCAAGGCUAUUGCCAGAGAGGCUGCCCAGAGAGUGGCUGCAGAGAGUGGUCGGAUGGAGAGGAGAAGCCAAGGCUUUCACUCUCAAAAUUCAGAUGAGGAAGAGGAUGAGGAAAGCUAUCAGGCCCGCAGAAGAGGAGCAUCUGUGGAUGACUUCCUCAGGGGCUCAGAGCUGGGCAGGCAGCCUCAUUACAGUCACAGUGAAGAGUAUCAUACGGAAAGCAGUCGAGGGUCAGACCUCUCAGACAUCAUGGAAGAGGAUGAGGAGGAGUUGUAUUCUGAAAUGCAGCAUGAAGAAGGCAGGCGGCGAAACUCCCACAAUGCUCUCAAGACUGGAGGCAGCACUCUAUCUUCGGGUCAGCUGGAUCGGGAUUCAUACCGGAAGGCACCUCACCGAGGUCCUCAACCCCAACGCCGACCCCUCACGGUCCCAUCUAUUGAGAUAACCACUGAGAGUAACAGUGAAGGGAACCUCUCUCCCGUCAAGGAGGAUGUUUACUAUGGCAGUGUAGCGCGGCACAGGACAUGGUCCUCCCGGAGGCACGGGGGACGCAGGCCUCCCUAUGAUGGAUACCGUGACCGAAGCCGGCGCUCUCCCCCAUAUUACGAUGAGUCCGAGCAGGAGGAUUUCCGAAUCUUUGUGGCGCUGUUUGACUAUGACCCUCUCUCUAUGUCCCCGAACCCUGACGCCGCUGACGAGGAGCUCCCUUUUAAAGAGGGACAGAUAAUCAAGGUAUAUGGCGAUAAGGAUAAUGAUGGCUUUUAUCGUGGGGAGAUCCGGGGCAGGUCUGGACUUAUCCCCUGUAACAUGGUGUCGGAAAUCCGUGCUGAGGAUGAUGAAACCAUGGAGCAGCUCAUGAAACAGGGAUUUCUCCCACUCAACACUCCUGUAGACAGAAUAGAACAAAAUAGGAGAGGUCGCCAUCCAGUGGCCACAAGAAGAAUGGUUGCCCUGUAUGAUUACGACCCCAGAGAGAGCUCCCCAAAUGUAGAUGUUGAGGCUGAACUGACAUUCUGUGCUGGAGAUAUCGUUGCUGUUUUUGGAGAUAUAGAUGAGGAUGGCUUUUAUUAUGGUGAGCUUAAUGGACAUCGGGGCUUGGUUCCAUCCAACUUUCUUGAAGAAGUGCCUGAUGACGUGGAGGUCUAUCUGACGGACACUCCCUCUCACCAUGGUCAGGACGAGUCCAAUCCGGCACCGGCAGCACGUCCAGAGGCCAAACGGGUGCCUGUGGAAAGAACAGUGCCAGCUCCGGCCCCAGGAAGACCCGCCUCACCCACUGUGCGUCCGUUGCUUCCUGUUGGCCCAGUCAGGCCGCUGAGCCCCGCCAGGGGUCCACGAGACCUGGCAUCUAAAAAGAAAAAAGGACUGCUCUCUAAGGGGAAGAAACUGCUCAAAAAGUUCUCAAAGUAAAAGUAUGAGUUUGAUUUCAAAUUCAUAUGGCUAAAACAGCAUACAAAUUUCUCUCAAAAGGGAAAUCGCAAGUCCCUGAUGCUUCAGAAAAGUCUUUUCCUCACAAAAAAAAAA